Rhododendron vialii is the source of this 2026-nucleotide messenger RNA. Its product is annotated as E3 ubiquitin-protein ligase APD2-like. Bases 183 to 1619 code for a protein of 478 amino acids. The record is from RefSeq and is a predicted model, not a curated record. NCBI's taxonomy places the organism in Eukaryota, Viridiplantae, Streptophyta, Magnoliopsida, Ericales, Ericaceae. The transcript has 10 exons.
AUCGAGAUCGAGUGAGAGCAACUGAGACAGUGACGACUGCUAGGUGAAGAAGAAUCCCCCGGAUUCCUUCAUCACUUCCCCACCAAUGGCCGAUCCAACCCAAUAUCUCCCACUCCCAGGUAGUAAAAAAAUCAACACACCCUUAUUAAACGACCCAUCAAUUUCCCCCCUUCUCUUUCAGGAUGGAACGCGAAACGGAUCCCGAAGCCGCAGUUUCAGCUCCUUCUACUUCCGAUGCAAUCGAAGCGCCGCCGCCCUUUUCUCAGGUCGACGAAGAACGAGAAGAGAGCAGUCAAUUUAACCCAGGUGACAACCAUCAUCAACAACAGCACUCUCUUCAGCAGCAGCACCGCCUCCGCCGCCGCUGGCCACCGGGAGUGUCUUACCGGCUCAAUAUAUCGAUCUCCGAUGUGGCCUCCACCCAGAUUCGGGACGACGUGUGGUCUAUCCUCAUUGUCCUCGUCACCUUUUGGUUCUUCGCAUCGAUGACAGUGAUACUCGGGUAUUACGGAUCUGAGGAGUUGCCGUUGGGUCCGAAUUGCUCGCGCCUUAUGCAAGCUAACCCUUUCUUUGUGCAGUCAAUUAAGGCACAAGAAAUAGAUGAGUCAAAACACGGGCCAAUGCUAUAUGGAUUUUACGAAACCCCUCCUCUUGAUGUUGAGAUUGCCUGGUCCGAAACCCACAAGGCAUCUAUACAAUCGAACUACCACAAGGAGUGGGAAUACUUUCUUAACCAAGGGUCUAAAGUUGAUAUUUCAUACAGCGUCAAAUCCCCAAGUUCUUCCCCUUUGUCCCUUGUAAUUGCCCAAGGUAGAGACAACCUAAUGGAGUGGAUAGAGGACCCUUCAUAUCCUAAUACAACUUUGUCCUGGAACAUUAUUCAUGGAGAUGGUGUUAUCCACCAGGAAAUUUUCAGCUCUAAAAUGUAUUAUAUUGCUGUGGGCAACUUGAACUCUGAGGAGGUGGAGGUUCAACUGAAUUUCACACUAAAUGGUUUUCUCUAUAACACAACGCGGGCAUAUUACAAGUGCUCUUUGAGUCACCAGUUGUGUAGUUUGAAGCUUUUCCUUCUAAGGGCUAAUGUUGCGGUGCUAACUUCUCCGGGUAUGGAUCAGGAUGAAACUUAUGAUGACUGGUAUGUCAAACUGUCUUAUGGACCACGUUGGAUCACAUAUUUUCUCGGCUCAGGUACGAUGACCGUAAUCAUCUUAUUGGCCUUCCGGAUCUGUAACAUGUUCCAAAUAAUUAGGGGAGACGAAUCAGGAUUUCGAGCAGGGGACACGGUAUCGGAAAGAGCUCCACUGCUCUCCCGUAAAGAUGACGAUCUCUUAAGUUGGGGUUCAUCUUACGAUUCUCUCUCACACGAUGAAGAGGAAGUGGAUGAGUGGCUUGCAGUGGCUACCCUUGAUGGAAAGCCACUUAAGGAAGAUAGGGAAGCCAAUAGCAAUCUCCGACGUCUAUGUGUUAUGUGCUUUGAUGCCCCAAGGGACUGCUUUUUUCUUCCGUGUGGGCACUGCGCUGCCUGUUUUGCAUGCGGAACAAGAAUUAUAGAAGAGGCUGGUAAUUGUCCCAUUUGUAGAAGGACAACGAAGAAGGUGAGGAAGAUAUUUACAGUUUGAGUGGCUGAUGAUGUGCACUACAGAAAAUACCCGAGAUCAACGCCUCAUGCAUGCAAACGAUUUUGGUUUCAAACCAUGAGAUGAUUGCUUGAAGAUCUCAUGGAAGAAGCAAAUUUAGUUUGGUAGAUCUCGACCGAGGUUUCCUUUCUGCACUUGCACUAUGCUGCUGCUGCUUGGGAUUACCUCAUUGUAUUGCUUUACCGCGAUUCUUCUAGUGUGAUAGUACUUUCUUUUUGAGUGUACAUAAGUUGUAAAUCGACCAAAGUUUUUUGCGGUCUUCCCUCUGUCGUCGUUGAGUUGUAACAAUGGUCCGAUUGUUUUUGAUUUGUUCACAUGAUGGAGAGUGUUGAUCGUCUGUCUUUUGAGCAGACACCGGUUGAUUCAACCAAAUUGCAAUUCUUCAUUAA